AUGUGGCUUCUCCUCACCUUCUCCAUCCUGCUGACAUCUGCAGGUGAGGUGGGCUGAGGUCGGGAUCUGCGAGAAGAGGAGUGUGCAGCUCACUCCCAACCGUGGCAAGUGGCCCUCUUCCAGAGAGGGCCCUUCAACUGUGGUGCUUCCCUCUUCUCCCCACAGUGGGUGCUGUCUGCAGCCCACUGCCAAACCCACUUCAUGCGCGUGCGCCUGGGCGAGCACAAUCUGCGCAAGCGCGACGGUCCAGAACACUUGCGGACUGUUUCUUUAGUCAUCCCGCAUCCAGGCCCUGAGGCGCGCAAGCGCCACGACGUCGUGUUGAAGCUAGAACGGCCAGCCCGCCUCACCAGGCAAGUGCGCCCCGUGGCGUUACCCACGCGCUGCCUCCGCGCAGGCGAGGCCUGCGUGGUAUCCAGCUGGGGCCUGGUGUUGGACGAUGAGCAUGGGAACAGAGGGAGACCCGAGCCUCAAGUGAGUCUCCCAGAUACGUUGCAUUGUGCCAACAUUAGCAUUAUCUCCACCGAAUCUUGUAACAAGGAGUACCCUGGACGCCUGAGGAACUCAAUGCUGUGUGCAGGUGUGGAGGGCGGAGGCACCGACUCUUGUGAGGGUGAUUCCGGGGGACCCUUGGUCCAUGGGGGGAUCCUGCAAGGCAUUGUGUCCUGGGGUGAUGUCCCCUGCAACACCACCACCAAGCCUGGUGUCUAUACCAAAGUGUGCCGCUAUCUGGAGUGGAUCAGAGAAACCAUGAGAAGGAACUGA
Trichechus manatus latirostris (Florida manatee) is the source of this 765-nucleotide messenger RNA. RefSeq names its product kallikrein related peptidase 15 (gene KLK15). Gene Ontology annotation, cellular component: secretory granule. Lineage: Eukaryota; Metazoa; Chordata; Mammalia; Sirenia; Trichechidae. Gene Ontology annotation, molecular function: serine-type endopeptidase activity. Gene Ontology annotation, biological process: proteolysis. The record is from RefSeq and is a predicted model, not a curated record.